This is a messenger RNA of Pistacia vera, 984 nucleotides long. RefSeq lists its product as uncharacterized. The record is from RefSeq and is a predicted model, not a curated record. The transcript has 2 exons. Gene Ontology annotation, molecular function: RNA-DNA hybrid ribonuclease activity; nucleic acid binding. The coding region runs from base 1 to 984 and encodes 327 amino acids. NCBI's taxonomy places the organism in Eukaryota, Viridiplantae, Streptophyta, Magnoliopsida, Sapindales, Anacardiaceae.
AUGGAAGAGUUAGAUGAAGUACAGAUACAUCCGGAUGACCCCGAGAGAAAGACACACAUAGGGUCCCGCCUCAAGCCCGAGACAAGAGAGAAGCUGACAGAAUUCCUCAAACAGAACCAAGAUUGUUUCGCCUGGUCCCACGCCGACAUGACCGGAGUCCGUCAGGAAGCAAUGGUCCACCAGCUCAAGGUAGACCCAGAUCACCCACCAAUGAAACAGAAGAGAAGGAAAUUCGCAUCAGAGCGUAACCAAAUUGUCAACGAAGAGGUCGAGGAGCUCUUGAGUAAUGUAGAGCUUAGUGAGUUCGACAUAUCAUACCAGUCUCGUACCGCCAUCAAGUCUCAAGCUUUAGCUGACUUCAUUGUUGAUUUCACCCCGAAUACCACCACCCAAGCAGAAAGUGAAUUGUUAUGCAUGAACGGCGGAUCGCCCUCCAAGUGGACUCUCUUAGUGGACGGCUUGAGUAACGUAAAUGGAAGCGGACUUGGAGUGGUACUGAUUACGCCAGAAGGAGACAUCAUCCCGCGGGCAAUACGGUGUGGGUUCAAGUGCGCGAACAACGAAGCUGAAUAUGAGGCCCUCAUAGCUGGACUUUCCUUAGCCAAAGAAAUUGGAGAAAAGAAACUAGGGGUGAAGUCUGAUUCCCAGCUCGUGGUCAAUCAACUGCAAGACACGUAUCAAAUAUGCGACUCGAAGAUGACAUCCUACUUGAGCAUGGUCAAGGAGCUACAGGCCCAAUUCGAUGAGUUCUCCAUCGUCCAAAUCCCCAAAGCGGAGAACUCCCAUGCUAAUGCCCUUGCCAAUCUUGGCUCAGCCCUCAAAUGCUCUUCCCAAUCAUCCAUCCCUCUGUUAUUCAUGCAGUGGCCCGCCAAUUGGAAGGGACGACAACCAAACAAGUCGCCCGAGGAAGCCAUGGGUGUUGAACUAGCUGAUUGCUGGAUGACUCUGAUAGUGAGAUACUUAACACGACGAACUCCCAGCUGA